Molecule: messenger RNA, 1632 nt
Organism: Calliphora vicina (urban bluebottle blowfly)
Lineage: Eukaryota; Metazoa; Arthropoda; Insecta; Diptera; Calliphoridae
Gene: Hr3
Product: Hormone receptor 3
Exons: 9
Coding region: 33-1484 (483 amino acids)
Biological process (GO): regulation of transcription by RNA polymerase II
Cellular component (GO): nucleus
Molecular function (GO): zinc ion binding; RNA polymerase II cis-regulatory region sequence-specific DNA binding; nuclear receptor activity
Source: RefSeq, a predicted model, not a curated record
AACAAAAAGUUAAUAAAUUAAGCAAGUAUAAAAUGUAUACGCAACGCAUGUUUGAUAUGUGGAACAGCGUUACAUCCAAACUGGAAGCGCACGCCAACACAUUGGGACAAAGUAAUGUACAAUCGCCCGGACAAAAUAACUCAAGUGGAUCAAUAAAAGCUCAAAUCGAAAUAAUACCAUGCAAAGUAUGUGGUGACAAAUCAUCGGGUGUUCAUUAUGGUGUUAUAACCUGUGAGGGCUGCAAAGGUUUCUUUCGACGUUCACAAAGUUCUGUUGUUAAUUAUCAGUGUCCCCGUAACAAGCAAUGCGUUGUCGAUCGUGUUAACCGUAAUCGGUGUCAAUAUUGUAGACUGCAAAAGUGCCUCAAAUUGGGAAUGAGCCGAGAUGCUGUAAAAUUUGGUAGAAUGUCUAAGAAACAAAGAGAAAAAGUCGAAGAUGAGGUGAGAUUUCAUCAAGCACAGAUGCGGGCUCAAAGUGAUGCGGCACCUGAUAGUUCUGUAUUUGAUACACAAACGCCGUCUAGUAGUGAUCAACUGCAUCAUAGUUAUAAUGGCUAUGGCUAUUCAAGCAAUGAAGUCAGUUAUGUCAGUCCCUAUGGAUAUUCAGCGUCCGUGACCCCGCAACAGACAAUGGCCUACGAUAUAUCAGCCGAUUAUGUCGACAGUACCACAUAUGAGCCACGAAGUACAAUGAUGGAUCCCGAAUUUAUCAGUCAUGCAGAUGGUGACAUUAAUGACGUUCUCAUAAAGACCUUGGCGGAAGCUCAUGCAAAUACAAAUACCAAAUUGGAAGUUGUGCAUGAAAUGUUUAGAAAACCCCAGGACAUCUCAAGAAUACUUUAUUAUAAGAAUCUAGGCCAACAGGAACUGUGGCUGGACUGUGCGGAAAAGUUAACUCAAAUGAUACAAAAUAUAAUCGAAUUUGCCAAAUUAAUACCCGGCUUUAUGCGUCUAAGUCAGGAUGAUCAGAUCCUACUGCUAAAGACCGGUUCAUUUGAGCUGGCGAUUGUACGGAUGUCACGUUUGUUGGAUCUCUCGCAGAAUGCGGUGCUGUAUGGUGAUGUUAUGCUGCCGCAGGAAGCAUUUUACACAUCCGACUCGGAAGAAAUGCGACUGGUGUCACGUAUUUUCCAAACGGCUAAAUCAAUAGCCGAACUUAAAUUGACUGAAACUGAAUUGGCUCUGUAUCAAAGUUUGGUCCUGCUGUGGCCAGAGCGUAAUGGUGUGCGCGGUAAUACGGAAAUCCAGAGGCUUUUCAACUUAAGUAUGAAUGCAAUAAGGCAGGAACUGGAGGCCAAUCAUGCACCACUCAAGGGCGAUGUGACGGUACUCGAUACACUACUCAAUAAUAUUCCCAACUUCCGUGACAUCUCCAUAAUGCACAUGGAGUCGUUGAGUAAAUUUAAACAACAACAUCCAAAUGUGGUAUUCCCUGCCCUGUACAAGGAACUCUUUUCCAUAGACUCACCCCAGGAUCUCACAUAACAGCAACCGGUGUAUGAUGAUACCACCACAACAACCGACCUAGCAGUCGAGACUGCAACACCAACCGCUUUAUCAUCAGCAGCAACAACAAUAAUAACAACAUCAGCAGCAGCAACAGCAUCAGCUAAUAAUACUGCUUUAGUAGAAA